CCCGCGCGGUGCGGGCAACGGGGAGACAGAGGUCAACGAGGCGAUGCCCCUGCCCUUGGGGAGCCCGGGGGCAGGGGUCCCGGGCGGUGCAGCAGCGACCACCACGAGCGCGGCCGUGUUCCCCCGGCUCGUGCGGUGAGCGUUUCCACGUACGGACGCACACAUGCUUCUCAUUUCUUAUUAAUUUUAGAAACUGUUGUGAAUGACUAGCAGAAAUAGCCCGGGACCAGCGGGCAAAGACCUGGGUUCUAGGCGUGGCUUUGGCACUGCCCCGGGGCGGGGUGGGGCGGGGGCUGGCCUCAGUUUUCCGGUCUGUCAAAUGGCCUCUCUUUGUAUCCCUGUUGUCAGGAUCCGAAGAGACCUGUUCGCGAAGAGGCGCUGUGCAGGACAGACAGCUCAGGGGCGAGAGGCAGGGCCGUUGGAGGCUAAGGAAAUGGGUGGAGCCCAACGCCGGCCUCGGGCUUGUGCGAGGGGUCCCUGGCUGAGCAACUGUGCACCAGGCAGCUGCGGGCCCGGCCGGGCAGUGGGACCGGUGCCAGGCCUCUGUGCCUGCUGAUGUCCCCCCGCUGUGUGUGGGGACGAGGAAGUUAACCUGUUAUGUUUCCCACAGCAGUUGGUGCUAAGGAAAUUGCAUCAGUCUGUAGCUGCAACCCCCCUCCAGACCUUCAGGCUGCGGAUAAGUGUCUGCCCACAGGGCGGGGACUUCCUUCUCCCCUUCUGUGUCUCUGUCUCUGCCUCUGCCCCUCUCCUGGGGCCACCACUUGCCGACAGCCUCACACAUCCAUACUGAGCACUCCGCAGGCACCGGCAUCGACUGCCCUUGGUCUGACCCAGUCUUGGGGUGCAACUCCUGCAAGCAGCAGCUCUGGGCAGCGAAUGUCACGAGUCUGUGAAUACAGUGCACGGGGGACCCUGCGUUCCUACAAUGGCAUUAUGCGCAGUUCAGCAAACAUUUAUUGAGUCCAUAGGCUGCGUGCGACUCUGUUCCAAGAAUUGGGGAUAUGGCUAUAGACAAGCCAGGAAAGGUGGGGGACACGAGUGUUGAGACAGACAUCAUUCCUGGACAAUCGUAGGGGUUGCUGCCCUCAUCCUGCUCCUGGUAGCCCUGCUGGCUCGUGUCCUCGUCAAAAGAAAACCACCCCGGGACCCGCUGUUCUAUGUUACAGAUUAAGAAGCUGAGAAACAAGGUCACGGUCGCAUCCUGAGACCGGCAUUGACCCCAAAGCCCGUGACCUUUGUGGCCCGAGCCGUUACCGCCUUCAAGCGCUUCCCCUGCCGGGAACUUUGCUGGGCGUUUACUCAUUCAGCGUCUGCUGUAGCCAGGCUGCGUGUCAGACACCCCCCAGGCCCCAGCUCCCUGUAGCAGCGGCACGCGCUUUCCAUACUCCCCCUGCUUCGCUGAGAUGCAACUGACAGGUGACCUUGUGCGACUGUGAGACGGAGGCUCGUAUGACGCGAUGCGCGCAUACGCUGGGAGAUGGUGACCACGACCAGGUCGCUUGCCUUCAGUAAGGUCCUUCUCCUCCCGUAAUCACCCGUCUCUGGUGCGCGGUGGGAACGUGAAGCAUGCGGCGCGGUGUCGUCGACCACGGUCACCACGUGGCAAAUCGGAUACCGCAACUCACUCGUCUUACACCCGGAAGUUUGUUUGGCCGGCAUCUCCCCGUUUCCCCCACUCACCAGCCCCUGGCAACCACCGUUCCAAGCUCUGUUUCUGAGAACUCAGCUUUCCUAGAUUCCGCAUUGUAUGCAGUGUUCGGAUUUACCAGUGUGGUGAACCUCAUCAUAGCACUGGAACAGGACGGAAUCAUUGACGGGUUUGUGACACACUACUUGAGAGAGGGUGAACCGUAUCUGAACACGGCGUACGGGCACAUGAUCUGCUACUGGGAUGGCUCUGCUCAUUAUUUGAUGUAUCUGGUGAUGGUGGCAGCCAUAGCAUGGGAGGAAAGCUAUAGAACCAUUGGCCUCUACUGGGUUGGAUCUAUUAUCAUGAGCAUUGUUGUUUUUGUGCCAGGAAACAUUGUGGGGAAGUAUGGAACACGCAUUUGCCCUGCUUUCUUCUUAAGCAUACCAUACACUUGUCUUCCUGUCUGGGCUGGUUUCAGAAUCUAUAAUCAGCCGUCAGAAAAUUAUAAUUAUCCCUCAAAGGUCGUUCAAGAAGUGCAAGCAAAGGACCUGCUGAGAAGACCAUUUGAUUUAAUGCUGGUCGUGUGUCUCCUCCUGGCAACUGGAUUCUGUCUGUUCAGAGGCUUGAUUGCUUUGGAUUGCCCGGCUGAGCUCUGCCGAUUUUAUACACAAUUUCAAGAGCCCUAUCUAAAGGAUCCUGCUGCUUAUCCUAAAAUCCAGAUGCUGGCAUACCUGUUCUAUUCUGUCCCGUACUUUGUGGUUGCGCUUUACGGCUUAGUGGUUCCGGGAUGCUCCUGGAUGCCUGACGUGACACUGAUACAUGCUGGAGGUCUAGCCCAGAUGCUGACCUUGCUUCCUAAGAAAACGGACGCGGUCAGGUCCUACAAGCAGCUCAAACUAAAGAAAAGGCUACAAAGAGGAGAGGCACACUGGAGUUCAGAGAGCAAGAGACCAGGCCUGAUACCCCAUGUCUGGAAGAGAUCUGCGGGCCUCCUUCACUCACAUGUGGCAGCAGCCUGGGGGUCACCCCACAAGUUCGUCUCUGAACUGAACGAACCAUGUGUCAGAGCAGACACUCUGUGUACUGGGGAAAGAUGAACUUUGAGUCUAGAACUCGUAAAGUCCUGCUUCUGAUUUUAAACUGUGCUAUCGAAGGCAUCAUUUCCUCUCCUGGGGCCUUGACUUUCACAUCUGUAAAAUGGGAUGGUUGCACUUGGUGACCUCUGGGUCUCCUUCAAUCUUGAAAUCCCAUGGCUUGUCUAAAACUGAACUAAUUUCCCUUGAAUCUAGUUUUGUUUUCUAACUUAAUUAUUGGCAUAGUCUGUUACCAGGAAAGAAACCUUAAUCUUUUUAUUAUUUCCUCAAGCCCCAUAUUCAGUUUUUUACCAAAUACUCCCAAUUCAGCUCCAGGAAUGUCUCUCAAAUUGAUCACUAUUCCCAUUAGUAAGUGUUGUUCCCUAAACAAGUUCUCAUGAUCUUUUAACAAGGCCAUUACAGGUCUUUCAAAGUACCUCCUGGUCUCCAGGCUUUCCUGUUACAUUCAAUACGACCCUCCAAAGACAAUUUAAAAUGAAUAAUUUCAUUUGAAUAAAUUCACUAAACGUUCAA
This is a messenger RNA of Lynx canadensis (Canada lynx), 3237 nucleotides long. RefSeq names its product transmembrane 6 superfamily member 1 (gene TM6SF1). The coding region runs from base 1567 to 2727 and encodes 386 amino acids. The record is from RefSeq and is a predicted model, not a curated record. Gene Ontology annotation, cellular component: lysosomal membrane. The transcript has 12 exons. Lineage: Eukaryota; Metazoa; Chordata; Mammalia; Carnivora; Felidae.